CGGCCAGCAGGGUGGGUUGCACCCCACACACACACCCACUCAACAGUCAAGUUGGUGUGAGAGGCCGCCAGCACAAAGAGCGGAGCUGGUGCCGGAGCUAGUGGUGACAGUGGGAGCGGUGCUGGCCCGGAGCGCAGCGUUGUACAGCAUUGUACAGCACAGUACAGCACAGCACAGCAUAGCCCAGCCCAGCCCAGCCCAGUACAGUACAGUACAGUACAGUACAGUACAGCCCAGCACAGCGAAUGAAUGCAACACCCGCGCCCCUCCAAGUCUUCCACCAACCCCGUGCAUGAAGCAAUGUAAGACUGUCGAUGCUGGGCAACACUUGGUGUUUGGAUAAUGGGCUGCGUGCAAUGCCGGGACAAGGAGACGAGUAAGGCCACGGUGGACGAGAGAGCGGCUUCCAUCCCCCAGAACGCCGGCUACCGCUAUGGGCUGGAGCAGUCGCCACACCACUACCCCAACUUCAGUGUGAGCGCCAUCCCCAACUACAACAGCUUCCACGGCACCAGCGGCCAGACCUUGACCAUCUUCGGAGGCGUCCACACCUCCACACACAUGGGCACACUGCGGUCACAUGGGGGUGGAUCACAGACCGUGGGGGUGACUCUGUUCGUGGCCCUGUACGACUAUGAUGCCCGGACCGACGAUGACCUCAGCUUCCACAAGGGGGAGAAGUUCCAGAUACUCAACAACACAGAGGGUGACUGGUGGGAGGCCAGGUCGCUGCAGACGGGAGGGACAGGAUACAUCCCCAGUAACUACGUGGCUCCCGUUGACUCCAUCCAGGCUGAAGAGUGGUACUUUGGCAAACUUGGCCGCAAGGAGGCGGAGCGGCAGCUCCUGUCCAUCUGUAACCCGCGGGGAACCUUCCUCAUCCGCGAGAGUGAGACCACCAAAGGUAAGGAGACGCAGGACACUGGACCCCACUUUAUUUCUAACACCAUGGCUCACUCGUGCCGCAAGCCAGCGCAGCUCAUCUUCAGAUCAAACAUCGGGGAACGAUGGAGGCUAUUUGAAAUCGACCACGAACACUAUAUCAACAUCGUCCAUCGUAAUGAACCAGAUUGUGCCAAGGCUUCUCUUCUACUAAACCUGGCGGGACCGGAGGCUCUGAUGAGAGCGCAGACCUUUCGACUUCGCGCCAGCCGUUCUUGA
This is a messenger RNA of Amblyraja radiata (thorny skate), 1161 nucleotides long. RefSeq names its product tyrosine-protein kinase Fyn. The coding region runs from base 343 to 1161 and encodes 272 amino acids. The record is from RefSeq and is a predicted model, not a curated record. The transcript is spliced from 7 exons. Gene Ontology annotation, molecular function: protein binding. Lineage: Eukaryota; Metazoa; Chordata; Chondrichthyes; Rajiformes; Rajidae.